UUCCAGGGGGUGGCGGUAAUGGAGCUGAGAGGUCUGUGCAAACCCCCAGAAGAAGAGGACAGACAAACGUGAGAGGAAGGAAAAGACGCAGCUCACCAGUAAUGACAUCAAGACAAGCACAACUUGUCUCUCAUCAGAGGGGGAUAUAAGAUAGCUUAAAUUCAUCAUUUCACUUCCUCUGCAGUCGCGUAGUUCAGUCAGCCAGUGGUUGUCGGCUGUGAGUUCCGUCCUGUGUCUCUUUACUUGUCGCUGUCCACACCGGUGGGAAGGAGUCGUAAAGCGUGUGUUGACGUCUGGAUUGUUAGUGCCGCUUGCUGAUUGCAACAUCGCUGACACAGCAAACCUGAGAUGAGCUGAAGACGCCGGGAAGGAACCCCACCGGCAGACCGUCAGGUGAUGAGAGUUGAGAGGCUUUAGCUGAAAGUCAGAGGUAUCAUGGAGGACGACUGCAGGCCUCUGCUGAGCUCAGAGCAAACUGGAGAGAGCUACUCACACAGAGACUCCGCAGAGUCAUUGGACUUCAAGGCUAAAAGGCCUUUCUACGUAGAGCCCAGGAACAUCGUAGAUGAUGACCCGCAGGAGAGAGUCUCUGCUGAGGCUGCUAUCCUCAACAGCAGAGUUCAUUACUAUGGCAGACUGACAGGCUCUUCUGACAGACUGCUGAGUCCUCCAAACCAUGUAAUCCCUCGGCCAGAGGAGAUCUACAUCUACAGCCCACUGGGGACAGCUUUCAAGGUGACAGACAGUGACGGCUCCUCUAAAAACCCCAGUAUCAUCACCAUAUUUGCUAUAUGGAACACAAUGAUGGGCACAUCUAUACUCAGCAUACCUUGGGGUAUAAAGCAGGCUGGUUUCACUCUGGGUAUCUUCAUCCUCGUCUUCAUUGGCCUGCUGAUGCUCUACUGUUGUUACACUGUCCUCAAAUCACCAAAGGCAAUACCCUAUGUGGACACAUCCGACUGGGAGUUCCCAGAUGUAUGUAGGUACUACUUUGGCAAAUUUGGCCAGUGGUCCAGCUUGGUCUUCUCGAUGGUGUCACUUAUUGGAGCCAUGGUGGUUUACUGGGUCCUCAUGUCCAACUUCCUCUACAACACUGGACAGUUUAUAUACAACUAUGCUCACAAUGUUAACAUGUCGGAUUCAGAGUUUGGAACCAACGGCUCAGAUAAAGUCAUCUGUCCAUACCCAAACACUGACCCUGGAAGGAACGGCAGUAUCAGCAUGCUUACCUUCAGUAACAAUGGAAAUCAUACUUCUGAUGUCAACUCUUUUGAACACUGGUGGAGCAAAACCAACACCAUCCCCCUCUACCUCAUCAUCCUGCUGCUGCCACUGCUCUGCUUUCGUUCAGCCUCCUUCUUCGCAAGGUUCACCUUCUUGGGCACCAUAUCUGUGGUCUACCUUAUUGUGCUAGUCACUGUUAAAGCUGUCCGCCUCGGCUUUCACCUAGAGUUCCACUGGAUUGACACAACCGAGUUCUAUGUUCCAGAGUUCAGACUACUCUUCCCUCAGCUGACUGGUGUCCUCACUCUGGCCUUUUUCAUUCACAACUGCAUCAUCACAUUAAUGAAGAGCAACAAGAAUCAAGAGAACAAUGUGCGGGACCUUUCUGUUGCCUAUCUUCUAGUAGGGCUGACCUAUUUGUAUGUGGGAGUGUUGAUCUUUGCUGCCUUUCCCUCACCACCUCUCUUCAAAGACUGCAUUGAACCAAACUUCUUAGAUAACUUCCCCAGCGGUGAUGUGAUGGUGUUUGUGGCUCGGACAUUCCUAUUGUUCCAGAUGAUCACAGUUUACCCCCUGCUGGGAUACUUGGUGCGGGUCCAGAUAAUGGGCCAGAUCUUUGGCAAUCAUUACCCCAGUUUCUUCCACGUUCUGGCGUUGAACAUCUUAAUUGUUGGAGCUGGUGUCCUGAUAGCCAAGUUUUAUCCCAAUAUUGGAUCCAUCAUACGGUUUUCUGGAGCUACAUGUGGCUUGGCUUUAGUGUUUGUCUUUCCUGCUUUGGUCCACAUGAUCUCCCUGAAACGGCAGGGGACACUCCGCUGGCCGUCAGCCCUCUUCCACAGUUUCCUGAUCCUGCUGGGCUUGGCUAACCUGCUGGCUCAGUUCUUCAUGUAGAGAAACAGUCAGACAUAGACACUCUUAACCAUUCAGAGGCAAGAUUAAAAGACGUGAUAGAGAUUUCAGAUGGGAAUCUCUGAAAUUAGAUGUAGAAUAGUGGUAUACAUAAUUGCAUAGUGUGAUGUUAUUCCAGUUAGGUUAUGGCUACCAAAAUAAUGCCCAGAUAACCCACAGCAGCCUCCAGCCAGUCAGAUUUAAUGUCUGUGGCCGUGAUAUAAGAUUAAAUAUGACACUCUUACUGAAGUAAGAGUGAUGUCAUUUGUAAAGGAUUCUGUUUCAGGGGAAUAACAGGAAUCUAAUGUCUUGGUUUGAUAACAUUAUCUUUUUGUUUUCCUCAUGCAGUCCAGCCAGUGGUAUUUCUAUGAUCGGAUCUUCCCUGGAGAUCAUUUCCCAGACCUGCACAGCCAAAUAGUACAGACACACAAUUAACACUCUGUGUCCUUAAUAACAUCAGCAGCAAGCUGGCAGGAACGUUUGGUGUAUGGGGUCACUAUUGAGAGCUAAAACACAACCAGGGGAGAGUCUUUUUAAACUAUUGUAUUGAAGGUCUGUUUUUAUGUGGAUUUAAACAACAUCUCAAUCAAGCAUUAAUUUCUAUUAUACUUGGUGAACCUUAAAGCGGCUGUAAUCAAUAUUUUUUAUGAUAACAAUGAAUCAAACGACAAUGUGGGAUGUUAGAGGUUUCGCUCUUAUGAACCUACAUUUACCAGGUGAAUCUGCAGCUCCCCUCGGCUUUACAAAGCUUUAUAGUGAGUUUCAGCUGGUUGUUUAUCUGUCUGGAUCAACCACUUACUGUCACCACUUGCAUAGUGUUUCCAGCUGGCAGGCAGCUGCUUUCAGAGAAAAACUUCUGAUAAACCUACUAUUGUCCACUACCUGCUCAGCAGCAAACAGCAGCCAGACACAAUUAGAGACCAGCUGGUGAGCGUAGAGGAGCAUUUAGCAGCUGAAGAGCCAGCGAAAAAGAGAACUAAUAUUGGACUUAUAUUCAUCAAGGGGACACAAACACCAGUCCAAAUUAAUGAUCUUGUUGCUCCAUAACUGCUGAUUGUGGACAUAAGCAAACGAUUGAUAACAAGCUCACAAUAUCAGUGUACAAGGUGAUAUGUCAGUGUUUCACAACUUGUUUUCGCUACCCCUAAGAGGCCAAAACAAUCAGUUACUGCAGGUCCAAAUUUGUUACAUGUUAUUUUACGAUCAUAUAGAGUUGUGUCUUAUUGACACCAGGGAAACUUAUUACUAACUUUGUGAUUAUGUAAACUGUUCAUAUGUUGUGAGGGAAGCCAUCAUGUGUGUCAAUUUUUUUGAAGAAACCUUUGGCACAACCUUUUAGUUUGUAUGAGCAGCAUUGAUUUACAUGUUUGACAUGUUAAUAUGAUGCCUAUGACCUAGAUACUAUACUCAGUGUGUUGUUUUUUAUUAAUGAUAGGAUAGACAAAGGGAAUGUGUGCGUGAAAAUAAACCUUUUCAGUCUAGAGGAA
This is a messenger RNA of Xiphias gladius (swordfish), 3599 nucleotides long. RefSeq names its product solute carrier family 38 member 9 (gene slc38a9). Gene Ontology annotation, biological process: amino acid transmembrane transport. NCBI's taxonomy places the organism in Eukaryota, Metazoa, Chordata, Actinopteri, Istiophoriformes, Xiphiidae. Gene Ontology annotation, molecular function: amino acid transmembrane transporter activity. The transcript is spliced from 15 exons. The record is from RefSeq and is a predicted model, not a curated record. The coding region runs from base 436 to 2115 and encodes 559 amino acids.